This is a messenger RNA of Diaporthe citri, 603 nucleotides long. RefSeq lists its product as uncharacterized. Lineage: Eukaryota; Fungi; Ascomycota; Sordariomycetes; Diaporthales; Diaporthaceae. The record is from RefSeq and is a predicted model, not a curated record. The transcript has 2 exons. The coding region runs from base 1 to 603 and encodes 200 amino acids. Gene Ontology annotation, molecular function: protein binding.
AUGGCACCCAAAUUGAGCGAGGAUGACAUCGACGACCUCAUCUAUUUCGCACGGGCCGGCGAAGUCGCAGAUCUCAACGAGUCACUAGCAACACUAUCAUCACGCGAGGGCGUGUCCCCAGCCGAGAUCAUAACAGCAGCCAAGGACGAGGGAAAGUCCACAUGUCUCCACAUGGCAACAGGCAACGGCAACAUAGAAAUCGUCAAGAUCAUCCUCAGCCACUUCGCAGACCGGCCAAGGGAGGAGAAGCAAGGCCUGCUGGACGCCCAGAACGAGUUCGGCAACACGGGCCUGCACUGGGCCGCGCUGGGGGGCCACCUGGAGCUGGUGAAGCUGCUGGUCGCCGAGGGGGCGUCGCCCGCCGUCGCCAACGACAAGAACUACGUGCCGCUGGACUCGGCGAGCUUCGGCGAGAAGCACGACGUCGUGGACUUCUUCCUGGCGCAGAUGGAGAAGCUCGAGACCAAGAACGCGGACGCGGGGCUCGACGAGGCUGCUGGGGGGCUCGAGGUGAGUGGGGGCGGUGGGGAUGGGGAGGAGGAGGAGGAGUUUGUGAUGAGGGCUGGGGUUACAGAGGACGGUAAGGGCGGCAGUGCUUCAUGA